GGAAAUUCGCAAACGCUUGCUUGACAGUUAUCAGAAAGGAAAAAAAAACUCUUCGCAGGUAAUGUUGGUAAACACGGGGUUGCUGAUCAGCGUUACAUUUCGUAUGAAAUACAUCGGUGUAAAUUGAUUCGGAAAGUGGUUUUUCUCAUCAUUUGUGUGAUACGCAGAGCUAUACAACAUGCUCAAGACAUUUUGUCGUAUCUGUUUGACGGCGACGGGUGUAGAGUACAGCAUCGACGAGGCUAUCGACGGCACAAAAUCGCUGUAUACAGUGGUUUGCAGGCUGUGCCCUGAAGCAUUCCCGGACAAAAGCAGUGAAUGGUCGAGACAUGUCUGCGAACACUGCAGGAAACGAAUCUUAAAUGCUCAAGAGCUUUAUGAACUAUGUUUGAAAAGCGCGGAGUUACUAGAAAAGCAAGAAUUUAAAGAUUACAAGGAGAACGAUAGCUGCGGCAUGGCUCCUCUGAAUCAAGUCGGAAAUCCAACAUUUGAACAAGAAGAUGAAAUUGAUUCAGACUUUUUUGCUCCGUCGGAAGAUUCUAUCUCAGAAACACAAAACCAACCUUACUUAGACGUUCCGUCAAAUGAAAGUAGAACGGUUCCUCUGUCGUUGGAAGUUAUAGAUACGGAUAAUGAAUCCUUUGCCAGUAUUGACUCCGAUUGGUUAUUAAAUACAGAGGAACAGCGAAACAUAACCGGUAUCCAGCAACCGGAUGCAUCCAGCAUCAUAAAAAUGAAUGAGCCAACGGACACAAUCGUGGUCGCUAUUCAUGCUACAGGCGUCAUUGAAGCGGGAGGCAGCUCCGGUACAGCAGACGUUAACCGGCAACCAUCUGCAAAUGCCGACCUUUCAUCAGAAGAAUCGGAAGACGAAACGGCGAAAAUAUUUACCGCAAAGGUGUAUCAUUGCGAAAAGUGUCAAAGAGCAUUUUUCGAAAAAAUAACGUACAAAAAACACCUUAAAUAUCAUGAGAUGAAACGAAACAAUUGUUGCACACUGUGCGAAAAAGGAUUCGCAUCGAAAUCGCUUCUGAGCGAACAUCUAGAAAAACACGACAAUUCUCUUCUAUGUAUAAUUUGCGGUGAAAUGUCCGAUACGCCAAAGCGAAACAAGCGGCAUUACGAAAAUCACAUGAGGGUUCGCAACUAUGCCUGCCCGAAAUGUCCGAUGCGAUUCUACACCUCGUUGACACUAUCUUCCCAUCUCAAAGCACAUUCAGGGUCCAGGUUAUUCUGCUGCGAUGUGUGUGGUCAGCGUCUAAGCUCUAAGAAAAAUCUUAUAAACCACAAAACUGCUAAACAUAGCGAUGUGAGACCAUUUAGUUGCGACAUUUGCGGCUUAAGGUUCGUUAUAAAGGAUAGCAUUAAAAAGCACAUGAUAACACAUACCGGCGAAAGGCCUCAUGGUUGCAUGUUUUGUGAUCGGCGGUAUGGUUCUGUAGGGGACUUGAAGGAUCAUUUACGGAAACACAUAGGGGACAAAAUAUAUCAGUGCGAUCGCUGCGAUGCCGCGUUUCGAUUAAUAGCUGAAUUACGGGAUCACUACGCGGUGCAUUUCAAAGAUGGAAUAGAUCCAGCAACCUCCUAUCCCCCAAACUUUCGCCUAACUCUCAGUAACGUAGUUAAUUUACGAUAUCAAAAAGAAUUGUCGGGAUCGUCGGCCGACAAAAGUCAAUAACAACGUUACACCUGGCAAAGUGAA
Anopheles darlingi is the source of this 1702-nucleotide messenger RNA. RefSeq names its product zinc finger and BTB domain-containing protein 17-like. Gene Ontology annotation, biological process: regulation of DNA-templated transcription. Gene Ontology annotation, molecular function: DNA-binding transcription factor activity, RNA polymerase II-specific; zinc ion binding; RNA polymerase II cis-regulatory region sequence-specific DNA binding. NCBI's taxonomy places the organism in Eukaryota, Metazoa, Arthropoda, Insecta, Diptera, Culicidae. The record is from RefSeq and is a predicted model, not a curated record. The transcript is spliced from 4 exons. Gene Ontology annotation, cellular component: nucleus. The coding region runs from base 179 to 1678 and encodes 499 amino acids.